Messenger RNA from Malassezia globosa CBS 7966, 1110 nucleotides. RefSeq lists its product as uncharacterized. Bases 1 to 1110 code for a protein of 369 amino acids. NCBI's taxonomy places the organism in Eukaryota, Fungi, Basidiomycota, Malasseziomycetes, Malasseziales, Malasseziaceae. Gene Ontology annotation, molecular function: homoserine dehydrogenase activity; NADP binding; aspartate kinase activity. The transcript is spliced from 2 exons. The record is from RefSeq and is a predicted model, not a curated record. Gene Ontology annotation, biological process: L-homoserine biosynthetic process; aspartate family amino acid biosynthetic process.
AUGUCGGGUCGAAUCGAUAUUGCGCUUAUUGGUGUGGGCCUUGUGGGCUCCGCUGUGAUUAAGCAGUUGGCGUCCGUGCCUGCUCUGUCGUCGCUGAAAGUAGUGGCUUUGCAGAAUAGUCGUAAGACUCUCCUCGCCGCGCCUGGCCAAGCACUUGCACUAGAAAAUUGGCAGUCACAGCUUGAAAACAACGGAGUACCGGCACUGUCUCUCGAGCAGCUUGUAACCGAAUUGAAGAAUAUCCAGGCGAAGAACCAGCGCCAUAUUGCCGUCGUCGAUAACACCUCGAAUGACAGUGUGGCAUGCUUCUAUCCAUCAUUCCUCCAUGCUGGCUUCAGCGUCGUAACGCCAAACAAGAAAGCCUUCUCCGGCUCGCUUGAUCUGUUCUCGGCGAUCGAGGAAGCGAAGCAAGACGACAGCAAACCACUCGUUUACCAGGAAAGCACAGUCGGCGCUGGUCUGCCAAUUAUCGGCACUCUCAAGGACCUCGUCGCGACUGGCGACAAGAUCAAGAAAGUCGAAGGUGUGCUGAGUGGCACGAUGAGCUAUAUCUUUAAUGAAUUUAGCCCUGCGGCCGGUAGCACGACCAAGUUCUCGGAGAUCGUUUCCGUUGCGCGUCAAAACGGAUACACAGAACCGCAUCCAGGAGACGAUCUCUCAGGCUCCGACGUCGCCCGCAAGCUCACGAUUCUUUCGCGCCUAAUUCCUGGUCUUGCGUAUGAGCUUCCUCGGGGUUUCGCGUCCGUCAGCACGCAAUCGCUUACACCUGCUGGCCUGGCAGAUGAAGCGAACGCGGACGUGUAUGUACAGCGCCUCCCGGAGUUUGACGCCGAGUUCGAUGAGAUCCGUGCGAAGGCACAGGCAAAGCAUUGUGUACUACGCUAUGUCGGCCUCAUCGAUGUCGAAAAGAAGGUCAUCAAGGCCGGUCUCGAAGAGUACCCAGCUGACCACCCAUUCGCUACGUCGCUUGGCGGUUCUGACAACAUUAUCUCAUUCACAACGGAACGCUACCAGCGUCCUUUGCUUGUCCAAGGCGCAGGCGCAGGCGCUGAUGUCACUGCGAUGGGUGUCGUUGCCGACCUUGUGCGUGUGGCCGAACGCCGUGGAUAG